Messenger RNA from Zonotrichia albicollis (white-throated sparrow), 1619 nucleotides. The record is from RefSeq and is a predicted model, not a curated record. Lineage: Eukaryota; Metazoa; Chordata; Aves; Passeriformes; Passerellidae.
GGGCACCACACCAACGCUCAUCUCCCGCUCGGCUCCUUCCCAGGGCUGGAGAAGUUUGAGGGCUGCUACCUGCACAGCCGGGACUACAAGAACCCUCAGCCUUUUUUUGGAAAACGGGUGGUCGUGGUUGGCAUUGGGAAUUCAGGCAUCGAUAUCGCAGUGGAGCUGAGCCACACAGCCAAGCAGGUUUUCCUCAGCACCAGGCGUGGGUCCUGGGUGCUGCACCGGGUGGCAGACAAUGGGUACCCCUUUGAUUACAACUAUGGCACUCGCUUCCUGCACCUCGUCCAGAAUGUGGUGCCUAAAAGUAUCCUGAAUUUCUUUGUGGAGUGGAAGCUGAAUGCCCGCUUUGACCACACACUCUAUGGCCUAAAGCCCAAGCAUGGGGUCCUUGACACACACCCCACUGUCAACGACGACCUGCCCAACCGCAUCAUUUCGGGCAGGGUGAGGAUGAAGCCGAACGUCCAGGAGUUCACAGAGACAUCUGCCAUCUUUGAGGAUGGCACCAGGGAAGAUGUCGAUGCCGUAGUUUUUGCCACAGGAUACAGCUUCUCCUUCCCGUUCCUCGAUGGCUGUGUGAAGGUGGUGGAGAACCAGAUUCCCCUCUACAAAUUCGUGUUCCCCCCUGACCUGGAGAAGCCAACACUGGCUUUCAUUGGCCUCAUCCAGCCCUUGGGAGCCAUCAUGCCCAUCUCAGAGCUCCAGAGUCGCUGGGCCAUCCGUGUCUUCAAAGGGCUGAACGAGCUGCCCCUGCAGCACGACAUGGAGGCUGACAUUGAGCAGAAGAAAGAAGCCAUGGCAAAGAGGUACGUGAAGAGCCAGCGGCACACCAUCCAGGUGGAUUACAUCCCUUACAUGGACGAGCUCGCCUGCCAGCUGGGGGUCAAGCCCAACCUGCUCUCCCUGUUCCUCACGGACCCCAGGCUGGCCAUGGAGGUGGCCUUCGGUCCGUGCACGCCGUACCAGUACCGGCUGCGGGGCCCGGGUGCGUGGGCAGGAGCCAGGGAAGCCAUCCUCACCCAGCAGCAGCGCAUCCUCAAGCCCCUGCAGACACGACCUGUGGAAGAGAGCACCUCAGCCCCUGCCAUUCCCCUCAUCUUCAAGCUGAUCGGGGCUGUGGCCAUCCUGGCAGCUGUUUUUGCUUACUUGUAGGUGCCUGCAAGCUCAGGAAGGGAGGCUUUUGUCCUGGGGUGACUCCCUGAACCAGGACAGCUUUGCAAUGGGCUGCGGGACUGGCUGGCCACCUCUGGCCCUUGGCAGCCUGUGCACCCCAGUGGUGGCAGAAACCUUCCUGCUGCCUGGCACGGCCCAGCUGUGGCCACACCAUGAACUAGGGAUGCACAGAGCCUCCCCAGCUGCCAAAAUAAUGCUUGGGCUCCUGCUCUGCACCUCCCCUUGGGGAAUGCUGUCAUGGACUGAGGAGGAAACCUGCUCACUGCAGGCUAAAUUCCAGUCCCUCUCACCCAGUGCUCCGGGCUUUUCUGUCCCCUGUAACCCAGCUGUGCCAAUUUUGCCACACGCACACCAGAGCUAAGCAGCAAAGGCACAGCACACUUUCUAAGUGGAUAAAUGCAAUAAACAGCCAAGUGUCUGUCCUGCUACUGACACCAUCACGA